UUUGUAGGAGCUUUAGAAGUGAGUUGAAGUUUGAUCUUUUGAUGGCCUUCUUCCAGUUUCCGUUUUCGACCACGAAGUGAUUAUAUGCUCUUUGAUUUCCGCUUAUGAACCGCCUACCUUCGUGCCUAAAUUCAUUGAAUAUUCGAUUACAAGAUACAAUUACGUUUAAAAAGCGUAGCUACCAAUCUCCAACUGGGAACGAUGCCGUCACAAUAACAGUAGCCUCAGAAGGAGGGUGCAGCUGAGGAAGUCGUUAGAAGAAUAUCUCCACCAGCAGCAUGGGUACACGGAUCAGAGGAUCUGUGCGCCAUCUUUACGAAUUAUUUUGUGAAGUGUCACCAGUUAAGGAACCUUCAAUAAUACAAAAAUAUCCUGAAUCUUAUGACAAUGAAGAAAACAUGAAACACAUCCCAAAAUUUGCUUUCCCCUGCCCCCUCGAUAAAUCUUAUGUCCAACACUAUUCUUUUGUUCUGACCUCAGUAGAUUCUAAGUACACAUUUGGAUUCUGCCGGUAUGAUCCGAAGGCUAACACAACUCUGCUUUUGUUAUCACACAUUCCAUGGCAUGAUAUUUUUUAUAAAUUAUUAAACUGCAUAGCAAAUUUACUAAACAGUCCUGAGCGUGGUGAAUUGAAAUCAUUUUUGGAAGCAUGUAGAAUUCGGCCACCAAUGCCAGGAGACACGUUGAAAGUGACAUAUAAUGCAAGUCACAGUGUGUUCUCGUGCCAGUGUCCAGAUGAAAAAUUACCAAGUAUUCCAGAGAAUUGUAACCUCACAGAAUUCUUCAGCGCCUUAGACGCAGAUUGCAUGAUUGGUUUAUGGGCGGCAUUAUUAAAUGAGCGUCGUAUUGCAUUGGUUGCUUCGAAACCAUCCCGUCUAUCUGCAUGUGUGCAAGCCGCUAAUGCACUGUUAUUUCCUAUGUCAUGGCAACACAUAUACAUUCCAAUAGUACCCAAAUUUUUGGUGGAUUACCUGCUAGCUCCAAUGCCAUUUCUUAUCGGAGUUCCUAGAAGUGUUUUUGAGACUGUGAGAAUGUCAGAUCUCGGUGAAAUUGUGAUAAUAGAUAUAGAUACAAACGAAUUAAGAUCUCCAUUUAACGACUCUGAAAGUCUUCCGCACAUGUUGGUUGUAAAUUUAAAAAAAUCUCUAGGCGAUAAAAAUGCAUUAGGUGACGCUGUAUCAAGAGCAUUUCUUCGUGCGUUAGUUUGUUUGAUUGGUGGAUACAGAGACGCAAUUUGCAUUGAGAACGAACAAUUUGAAUUCAGUUCUGAAGCAUUUAUAAAGACACGUAAACAUAUGCAACAAUUUCUUAGUAAAAUGCUGGAGUCCCAAAUAUUUCAGCAAUUUAUAGAAGAGAGGCUGGACCUCAUUAACUCCGGAAAAGGAUUUAACGAUGAAUUCGAAAUUGAAUGCAACUUCUAUUACGACAAAAGUAGCUCCAGUAGCGGUCAAAAGCUAAAACAGCAAUACAAGGACUGGGCUAAGAAUGUUAAGAAAGAAGGUGGAGCCUUUUUCAAAACUGUUAAAGAUAAGGCCAAUCCCGCGAUGCAAUCGGCGGUAAAGACGGUUCGGCAAGGAGGUAAAAACGUGAAGUCGGCUGUAAAGGGAUUGAAGAUUAAAAUGCCUAAAUCGCGGUCUAGACCUUCUUCCGUGACCACAACAGACGAUAGCAGAUUCUCUUGCGGCUCAGUGACGCCGGUGUCGACUUCAUCUGACUCUUCCCCGACGAAUGUACGCUCCCACGAACCACCGUCCACAGCAUCCCUUGAUCUCUUAACCGAGAUGGAGUUCCUUCUUAAUAGAAACGACAAUUUCCCUAGCGCCGUGCACAGCCCCGAAAUUAGCUUGCCCGACAAAUCUAAAACCAUGUUACCACAAAUCCCACCUCGUUUACCGGCACGUCCCCAAACCCGUCACCGUUAUCCAAUUGUGUCAACCAAGAAAUUAAUAGAUUUCUCUGAAGCCCCGAUGCCUCCACCGCGGUCCAUACAGCCACCUAAGGCGUGUUUCGUAAGCAAUAUAACAAGAAAUGAGCCUAAACAGGCGGAAUUCCGUACGAGCACGUUCAGCUUCGCAGAAGGAACUAAUAAGCCCAAAUUACAAUUAACCGUGAAGCAAACACGACCAAAUUGCAAUGGGAACGCACAAACCAGUGCUGUACAAGAAAAGCGGCCGGAAGCAAUGAGAACGGGACGUGUAGAGUCAUGUGACUCAGAUGUGGAUCUUAUUAAACUGGACGUUUCAUCGCCAGCUCUUGAAGACUUUGAUCCGCUCAGGUACCGGGAUAAAAAUGACAAAAUCGAAAAGCUUAACUCCACUACUGACAGUGCGCUUCUACACGAGUACGGCUUAGAUUUCAGCCAAUUUAGUUUGAACUUUACGAGUAGCUCUAGUGACCAACAGUCUAGUUCUGUGUCUAAAGGCUGGACGACAUUUAACUAGCGGUAAACAUUUCACGCUGAAAUUAUAGACUGCAUAAUAAGAUGGAAUUUAUUUGAUAUUCAUACUCAUUUGUUACAUUGUGAUUCUAUACUUUAUAAUGUAAAUAUUAGAUAAAUUGGAAAACUCAUAAUGAUAUUUAAUUUAGUUAAGAAGUAGGUUAUUUAAGAAAUUAUUUAUGUCACUUAGUAUAGAUUUUUUUACAUAUCAAGUUUUGUAAUUGUAAUUUUUUUUGUAUAUAUUGUAUUAUUGUGAUCAAUAUCGUUAUGCCGUGGUUCACGUAAUGUACGGUUAGAUUGAAUGCGUUACAGAUUAUUUUUGUCAAGAUGUUUGAUAUAGCUUAUUUAAAAGAAGUAUUUAUUACAUAUAUAUAUAAGAUUCUAUUUCUAACCAUUAUUUUGUUGAAAUAAUUUAAAUUCAUUCCUUAAUAUCGUCCAGUAUAUACAUUAUACAUUAAAAGCCGAUAAAUACAUAUAUUUCAAAAGUAAAAAUAUAUGGGGUGAGAUUUGGAGUCGAUUAUUAAGGUAUCUCUUUCGUAUUAACAAAAAUCGUGACCUGUAUACUUCAUAACUGUUUCUUAACUCCAAGUAUUUUCUUUUAAGUUAUUUUUUCAUGUUUUUUUUUGUCUAGGUACACUAAAGCAUAAGCAUUUUCUAAAAGCAUACCGAUAGAAGACUUAGCGAAGGGCAAGGGUUUUGUUUAUGAAUACAAUAAUGUAAAAGCCGCAAUCGACCAAGUGUUGUGUGAAAGCUAAUUAUGACUACCGUAUGACAAAAACGUAUUUAAUUUCGACAUACAUAUCGUAGUUCGCAUCGAGUUCUGAAUCUUACCCUUAUAUCGAUUUCUUUUGUUAUAUUUUAGAAUGAAUUUAGACAAAAUUUUACUCACCGUCCGUGCGUCAUCUAGCUUACUGUUUUUUUUAAUUUUAUUAUUGUUUAUGAAAUAUAAUUUAUUUAUUGUUUGAUUGUUAGAUUUAUUUGAAAAUGUUAAUAUAUCAUUUGCAUCUGUGUGAAAUGUCUAAUUUAUAAAAUAAACGUUGUAAAAUAAAAGUACAAUAAUUACGUUUUAUCGA
Molecule: messenger RNA, 3510 nt
Organism: Pieris brassicae (large cabbage white)
Lineage: Eukaryota; Metazoa; Arthropoda; Insecta; Lepidoptera; Pieridae
Product: DENN domain-containing protein 1A-like
Exons: 14
Coding region: 279-2441 (720 amino acids)
Biological process (GO): endocytosis; endocytic recycling
Cellular component (GO): cytosol; intracellular membrane-bounded organelle
Molecular function (GO): guanyl-nucleotide exchange factor activity; phosphatidylinositol phosphate binding
Source: RefSeq, a predicted model, not a curated record